ACCCGAGACCCCGGAGAUCCAGCACACAUGCACGAGAAGUAAUGUUAGUGAACAUGCGUGAGUUCUGAUUGGAUAAACAUGGAGCCAAAAGUGGACUGCUGCCCAUCGUCGGUGCCGAGCUCUCAGCGGGAUCUGCAGCUCCACAUCUACGAGACCAUCAGCGAAGGAAAUGUCAAUAAGCUGGAGAAUUCAGCGCUGGUGCGGGCGGGCAGCGACCCCAGCUCAUACCCCUCGUCCCGACGCCAGAGAUUCAUCCGCCGGAGCCUGUGGUUCACCGAAAACGACGAAACGCAGCCGGACGAGUGUGUGCCGGAGUCUGAACAGCACAAUAACAUACUGAGCAUCGACCUGCGCGCCAUCGUAGACCGAACACGCUCCAGUCUACAGGAUGGGUCGAGUACGGAGAGCCAGAAGGGUCAGACAGCUCCAGAAGAGCAGCAGGAGCAAGCGGACCCUAAAGCGGACUCCACUGACGGGAUGAAAGCCACUCUAAAGUCGGCCAGCGAGGAUAACGAGGAGGAGGCGGAGAUGAAGGCGGUGGCCACGUCUCCCGGUGGACGAUUCCUCAAGUUCGACAUCGAGAUCGGCCGCGGAUCCUUCAAGACCGUCUACAAGGGCCUGGACACGGACACCUGGGUGGAGGUCGCCUGGUGUGAGCUGCAGGAUCGUAAGCUGUCGAAGGCCGAGCGGCAGCGCUUUAAAGAGGAGGCUGAGAUGUUGAAGGGUCUCCAGCAUCCGAACAUCGUGCGCUUCUACGACUUCUGGGAGUCUCCGCUCAAGGGGAAGAAAUGCAUCGUGCUGGUCACCGAGCUCAUGACGUCAGGAACGCUCAAAACGUAUCUGAAGCGCUUUAAGGUGAUGAAGCCCAAAGUGCUGCGCAGCUGGUGUCGACAGAUUCUGAAAGGUCUGCAUUUCUUACACACGCGCGCUCCUCCCAUCAUCCACCGAGACCUGAAGUGCGACAACAUCUUCAUCACGGGUCCCACCGGCAGCGUCAAGAUCGGGGAUCUGGGUCUGGCCACGCUCAAACGGGCAUCCUUCGCCAAGAGCGUCAUCGGUACACCAGAGUUCAUGGCCCCAGAGAUGUAUGAGGAGCAUUAUGACGAGUCAGUGGAUGUGUAUGCGUUCGGCAUGUGUAUGCUGGAGAUGGCCACUUCUGAGUACCCUUAUUCUGAGUGUCAGAACGCUGCCCAGAUCUACCGCAAAGUGACCAGCGGAGUAAAGCCUGCCAGCUAUAAUAAAGUGAAGGAUCCUGAGGUGAAGGAGAUCAUCGGCGAGUGCAUCUGUCAGAAGAAAGAGGAGCGGUACUCCAUCAAGGAUCUGCUGAAUCAUGCCUUCUUCGCGGAGGACACGGGUGUGCGGGUGGAGCUGGCGGAGGAGGAUGAUGGCCUGAAGACCUCCAUCGCCCUGAAGCUGUGGGUGGAGGACCCGCGCAGACUCAAGGGCAAAUACCGGGACGGUGGAGCCAUCGAGUUCAGCUUUGACCUGGAGAAGGAGGUUCCUGAAGCUGUGGCGCAGGAGAUGGUGGAGUCUGGAUUCUUCCACGAGAGCGAUGCCAAGAUCGUGGGUAAGUCCAUCCGGGACCGAGUGGCUCUGAUUAAAUGGCGGAGGGAGAGGACGGGGCCCAGGGCCGAUCCGGGGCCGGCUGCUCCACCGGGGCCUGUACCUGCUCCCGCAGCCACACCCAUACCCAUACCCUGUCUGCUGGAGCCCGAGGAGGAGCAGCAGGGUCUGGCGUGCCCGCUCAGUGCCAGGACCACCACCACCACAUUGGACAGUGGCAUCGGCUCCACUGUGUAUUCAGACUCUCACAGCAGCGGUCUGCAGGAGUGUGUGUCCACCGCAGCGCAGGAGUCUCCAGUCUUGCGGGUCCAGAGUCAUGCGGCUCCAGCUCAGCACAUGCAGACGUACACUCCUGCGUCCUCAGAGUCCUGCGGGACGCUUCUGUCAGCACAGGACACGCUGAAAACAGCACAGCAGAACAUCAGUGCACAGCGGAUCUCCUCCAGCCGGAGCGCAGAGCUGCACAUGCAGACACACACACACCCGUCUGCAGCGCUGCAUCCACACACAGCUGAGAUUCUGAGUCUGCAGUCUGAGGCGCAGAUCUGCGACUUCUCCACUGUGCAGAUCAGCCACACAGGCCCCGCGCCACCUGUCCAACAGCUCUGCAUUCAGACGCCGCUCAUAGACAGCUGGCAGCAUGCAGGACAGUCUGCAUCUAGUGUACCGCCACUGUCUGUUCCCCCGCUGCAGGGGCCAGCUUACCUCACACAGAUAUUUGGACUUGUCCCGCUGGGUCUCCUCUUCCAGGAUGUGAUCCACACACUGCCUGUUUUCCCACGUACCCACACAGUGUGCAGUUCCCCCGCAGCCCAUCAGUACCAGCAACCUAAUGUAAACCACAUCAACACUUUCUCCCAGCAGGGCCACAGUCAGGCCACACCCACAGUGCAUCCAAACCACGCCUCUCUGUGUGCUGGAGCCCCUUCUAUUCAACAAGCUCCGCCCACACAGUGGCACAACCCACCGCCUCCUCCCACAGUACCCAUAAUGCACCUCAGCUUCCCACAAUGCCUCAGCUCUCUCACAAACCCGUCCUGGACACGUUUAGCUCUGCAGUGGACCAAACGCAGACUCCUCUACACACGGGCCAGGGCGUCUGCAGUCGCUGUCCCACAUCCAGGAGCUCCAGAGGCGCUCACUGAGGAGCUGGUUCCUGAUAGAGCCUCAGCGCCGGCUGCGUCCACUCACGACAGUAUAAACUCUGACGCUGCGUCCGGUAAAGAGCUGAGUGAUGGGAACGAGGGCUCAGGCAGAGCUCGCAGCGAAUCACGAGUCCGAAAACAGCACCGCAAAUCAUCCCACACGCGCUUACGACAGGACAAGACCAACAAACCCAAACUCAGCAUGAUCAAGGUGUGCGACACAGGUGACAAGAUGGUGGAGUGUCAGCUGGAGACUCACAAUCAUAAGAUGGUGACCUUUAAAUUUGACCUGGAUGGAGAUGCUCCAGAGGAGAUCGCCACAUACAUGGUGGAGAAUGAGUUCAUCCUGCUGCUGGAGAGGGAGAUGUUCAUCGAGCAGCUGAAGGACAUCAUGGAUAAAGCUGAGGACAUCCUGAGUGAAGAUGCGGAGGGAGAGAAAGCGUCCGCACAGACUUCACCGCUCCGUCAAACACCCCUAAACACACACUCUGUGACGCAGGGCUCCAGAUCUGAGCACAGCCAGUCUGAUCAGCUGGUCUACAAGCAGAACGUGCUCCACACGGGUAAACGCUGGUUCAUCAUCUGUCCUGUGGACGAGACGCCUGCCGCUGACAGAGAGGAGAACAGCAGCAGUAAACCCCAGCAGAAUAAUGACACAGACAGCUCCUCUAUCAUCAGUGUUGAUCCUCCUCCAUCAGCGCCGCAUCAGUCGUGUGUGUCUGAUCUCCAGGCAGCAGACGGCUCUCAGACGGCCUGUCCCACCGGCGUCUCCAUAGUUACAGAGAUCGGCGUUUCCAUGGUUACGGAUAUACCCUGCUGCCCGAUCGCUCCUCCUGCGUCUCUAAAUAAUCCAAAGGCAGACGAGAGCCUCCAGCAGCCCGUAUCUCCCACAUCAGAAUCAGCUGUCAAUCAAACUCAGCCUGUGGUGCUGCAGCAGCCCUUCGCCACGCCCACUCCUGUCGGCAGCAGCCAAUCGCAGCCCCAGAGCCCCACCCAUCAGGCCCAGCAGACGCAGCCGGUGGAGUCGGACAGCGAGGGGCCGCCCCGACUGGAGUUCGCUGACCGCACCAUCAAGACUCUGGAUGAGAAACUGCGGAACCUUUUAUACCAGGAGCACCACCCCUCGCAGAACACAAGCUCCGCCUCUGAGCCACCUGGGUCUCCGCCCCUUUCUGACAGCCAGGGCAGCGAUGGAGCCACGAGGAGAGCAGAACCACUGCCUCAGAUUCCAGAGCGAUCAGACAGUCUCGGCACCCUGAGUGACUCUGCUGUCGCACCCUAUAAGAGGCUUCUGAGCAGGAAGGAGUCCUCUGGCACACACACCUCCAGGAGCCACUUCCAGAUCCUCACAGAUUCAGACGUGUCUUCUCAUGAUGGUGGAGAUCCAGCAGCGGCGGCUCCUGAAUCUACAUCUGAAAACACACACAGAUCCACAUCCUGCAGAACUCUGAGCCACAGAUACUCCGCUCCCGCUGAGCUCUACCAGGAUGCAUGCACAUCAUUUCCAGAGGCCAGACCCACAAUGCCAUGCGCCACAAGCUCUCUGUCAGCUGACGGGACGGGGCGGUGUGUGUCCUCAGACAGUGGUGAGGAGCGACCGCAGCAGGAUUCUGCACCAGUGGCCGGUCCUGCAUCUGACCUGAUGAAGCGCGCUGUAGCAUUCCUGCGGAGAUCCACUCACAGCAGCAGCCUGCAGAGCUCCGAUUCCCCCGCCGGACCUGUGGCCAACGGACACGCCCCCUCAGCCACUGGCCACACCCCCUCCGCCUACAUCAGCAGCGAUAAUGACUCUGAGUUUGAGGACGCGGAUAUGAAGAGAGAGCUGCAGAAGCUGAGAGAGAAACAUAUGAAGGAGAUCUCGGAGCUGCAGGCCCAUCACCGAGGAGAGAUCGAGCAGCUGUAUUCCCGCUUGGGUCGGCCUGUUCCUGCCAGCGUGGGUUUCUUGCAUGCAGCGCCACCUACAGGCCGACGCCGCAGAACCUCCAAACACAAGCUGAAGGGAAGCCGGCUGCUCAAUCCUAUGGUGCAACAGCUGAGGAACAACCGCAGCAACAGCUCCACAGAGACAUGCUCCAGUGUGUCGGGGUCUCCUCUGAAGAGUUCUGUGGUCAGCAGCAGCUCUGUGGGCUCCAGCAGCCCUGUUACUCUGAGCCCUGUGUCAGAGCCGGUGCAGACCCAGCAGCCCUGCUCGCUCAAGGGAUCGCUGUCCUCAGACAACAUCUACAGCCCCGCCACACACACACCGCAGAGACAAGGCUGGACCGUUUACCACCAAACAUCUGAGCGAAUCACCUAUAAAUCUAGUAGCAAACCUCGCACUAGAUUCCUCAGUGGACCCGUGUCUGUGUCCAUCUGGUCCACUCUGAAACGACUAUGUCUAGGGAAAGAGCGCAGCAGUAGGUCUCACAGUACUGCUGCGGCUUCAUCAUCAUCAUCAUCCACAGCUGUUCCUGCCGCUUCAGCUCGGCCAAUCACAGCGCUCGUACAGGCUCAGGCCAACAACAGCAACAACAAAACCGGCACCUUCACUGAUGAUCUGCACAAGCUGGUGGAUGAUUGGGCGAAAGAGACGCUUGGCUCCGCCCCUCAGUCCCGCCCCCCUGUGUGUCAGAUCAGACCAUCCAGAUCUCAUCACGGCUUCCAGACCAGCCACUCUCACAGUCAGAUGCGAGGCUCGGCCUCUCAGUUUGGUCUGCCUCUGUCCUGUCCGCUGACCGCAGCUCUGGGUCCCAUCAUGCCUCAUAACCCACCACCCGUUCUCCAGCAUAGCAGCUACCUGAUGCCUGCCGCACCCUUCGCAGGGAUGGUACCUGCGCCCGUGUACCAGCACCCGUGGCCUGCUCUGCCCAGUCCUGUUGGCAUGUUUGGAAUCGUCCCAUAUCCCACCAUAGCCAACCCAGCCCUGCAGACCUUCCCUAUGGUGCUCAAGAGUCCAGACGCGGCCAGCAAAACCAGGACUGCAUGAGCUACGCUAAUCAGACGGAGAAUCACAGUGUCAGCACAUUACAGCGGACCAACUGUGUGUUUUUACUGGUUCUGGAUCAGUCUGAGAGCUGCAGAUGAUGAUGGACACGUCUGUGCGAAGCCUGUAAAUAUCAGGUGUGUGUGUGUGUGUGAUGACUAGCAUGAGGAGUGUGCUUGUCUCAGAUCAGUCCUGCCUGCACCUUCCCCUUCUCAGUUUUAAGUUUCAGCUCUUGAAGGUUAUCUCUCUAUUAGAGCUGUGGCCAGAAAUGGAUUCUGAAAUGUUUUAAAUUUGUAGAUAUUCUCUCUUGAAUCGAUUCUGAGCAUAGAUUUUAAAGCAGACGGCGCUCUAGGCUAGUUUAUAACAGCAGAGGGCGCUCUAGGCUAGUUUAUAACAGCAGACGGCGCUCUAGGCUAGUUUAUAACAGCAGAGGGUGCUCUAGGCUAGUUUAUAACAGCAGAGGGCGCUCUAGGCUAGUUUAUAACAGCAGACGGCGCUCUAGGCUAGUUUAUAACAGCAGACGGUGCUCUAGGCUAGUUUAUAACAGCAGAGGGUGCUCUAGGCUAGUUUAUAACAGCAGAUGGCGCUCUAGGCUAGUUUAUAACAGCAGAGGGCGCUCUAGGCUAGUUUAUAACAGCAGACGGCGCUCUAGGCUAGUUUAUAACAGCAGACGGUGCUCUAGGCUAGUUUAUAACAGCAGACGGCGCUCUAGGCUAGUUUAUAACAGCAGACGGCGCUGUAGGCUAGUUUAUAACAGCAGACGGCGCUCUAGGCUAGUUUAUAACAGCAGAGGGCGCUCUAGGCUAGUUUAUAACAGCAGAUGGUGCUCUAGGCUAGUUUAUAACAGCAGACGGCGCUCUAGGCUAGUUUAUAAGAGCAGAGGGCGCUCUAGGCUAGUUUAUAACAGCAGAUGGUGCUCUAGGCUAGUUUAUUACAGCAGAUGGUGCUCUAGGCUAGUUUAUAACAGCAGAGGGCGCUCUAGGCUAUUUUAUAACAGCAGACGGCGCUCUAGGCUAGUUUAUAACAGCAGAGGGCGCUCUAGGCUAGUUUAUAACAGCAGAGGGCGCUCUAGGCUAGUUUAUAACAGCAGACGGCGCUCUAGGCUAGUUUAUAACAGCAGAGGGCGCUCUAGGCUAGUUUAUAACAGCAGACGGCGCUCUAGGCUAGUUUAUUACAGCAGAUGGUGCUCUAGGCUAGUUUAUAACAGCAGAUGGCGCUCUAGGCUAGUUUAUAACAGUAGAUGUUGCUCUAGGCUAGUUUAUAACAGCAGAGGGCGCUCUAGGCUAGUUUAUAAAAGCAAAUGGCGCUCUAGGCUAAUUUAUAAAAGCAGAUGGCGCUCUAGGCUAGUUUAUAACAGCAGAUGGUGCUCUAGGCUAGUUUAUAACAGUAGAUGGUGCUCUAGGCUAGUUUAUAACAGC
Messenger RNA from Danio aesculapii, 7088 nucleotides. RefSeq names its product serine/threonine-protein kinase WNK2-like. NCBI's taxonomy places the organism in Eukaryota, Metazoa, Chordata, Actinopteri, Cypriniformes, Danionidae. Gene Ontology annotation, cellular component: cytoplasm; cytosol. The coding region runs from base 79 to 5673 and encodes 1864 amino acids. Gene Ontology annotation, molecular function: protein serine/threonine kinase activity; ATP binding; potassium channel inhibitor activity. The transcript is spliced from 33 exons. Gene Ontology annotation, biological process: negative regulation of sodium ion transport; protein phosphorylation; monoatomic ion homeostasis. The record is from RefSeq and is a predicted model, not a curated record.